Messenger RNA from Salmo salar (Atlantic salmon), 2968 nucleotides. RefSeq lists its product as uncharacterized. NCBI's taxonomy places the organism in Eukaryota, Metazoa, Chordata, Actinopteri, Salmoniformes, Salmonidae. Gene Ontology annotation, biological process: protein arginylation. The record is from RefSeq and is a predicted model, not a curated record.
UGUUGUUAAAAUGUUACUACAGUAAUCAAUCGCUGCAACACUAGUUCCUCACGUGAUCCUCCACAGAGACGUUAUAUGGUGUCUUGUUGUAUACUUUGUUUUACUGUACUACUCAUAGAAAUCAUUAUAGAAUAGGUCAGACGAACGCGAGGAAUUCGGGAAUGGUGCUCCUCCGGUUUCCAUGGAGAAGUUCCAUGUGAGAAGAGUGGAUCGGAGUGCACACCUUAAAAGUAUCUGAUUAAGUUCUCGUUUUUUCAAUUAAUCACGCCGGUGUAACCGUUUUAGAAAGUGUAGGCCUAUGCAUCCUUCGAAAUAAAGCAGUUGACAAUGUAUCAACUAUCAAUAGUUUGAUGGUGUAUCGAGUUAGCCCAAGCAUCCGCAGAGAAUGAACCACAGCAGAAACGUUGAUGCGGCGGUAUGGAGCCAUGAUGCUCUGAUGUCUACCAACGUGAGCCUUACAAAUGACAGCAAGCGAAAGAAAAAGAAGAGAAAGGACAAAACAAAAGAUAAAAAGAAGAGUGUGUCGACGAGAAGAGGACCGAGCUCGCCUUCAAACUCCGAUGAUGCAGCAGCAGAUAAACUCACCAACACUGAGCAGCAACAGGUCGUCAAAGGCUCCUCCACACGGUCCAAACCCACCCUGAAGGGCUCCAACAGCAAAAAGACCAAGGCCAGAAGUCUGACCAGCCUCCGCAACAAUAAAUCCCAGCGAGAGGCAAUGAAACAUGAGGAAACGUUGACAGGGCCAGACGCUGGUACCCACCAAGCCCCACUGUCAUGGGACCAGGCUGGCCAGAACAACCCAGCCAAGGAGAGCCUGAGGUGGGAUGGAGUUCUGGAGGAUCCGGUGGCCGAGGCAGAGAGGAUAGAGGUGUACAAGGCCAACCGGAGGAAACGGUACCUGGCCUCACAGCAGGGGGUGAUGGACUACUUGGGCUUGUUCAAGGGACACUUGGAGAGCAGUGGUGCAAUUACACACAAUAUCUAGGUGGGGCUGUUUUCACAUGAAUAAAUCUAUAGGUUUUAUGUGCAGUUAUACAGUAUGUGCAGCACCUUCUCUAUCCUGCAGAUGGCAUAGCGGUCUCAAUCUGAGAUGGUGGAACGUUGUAAUUGCAUCUUUACUCAACUAGUGGCAAUUUAAAAAAGGCAUAUCCCUAAUUGAUAACCAAAAGAUAACAUCCUGAUAAGACUAUUUUGAAUAUGCUUAUGGCAUUGGAGUACAUAUCAAAUAAUUGUAGCACUUCUCAAAUCUGAUAUAAAAGAGUUGGUCUUUAUUUCAUUUAAACACUAAAAACAGAGCUUUAAAAGCAAUAUCAUAUCUCAAGGCAAUUCAGGCCCUCUAGAUGUGUAUCCUUGUAGGACCUUGAGGGAAGUUACCUGUGUUUGGUAGCUUAAUAGUAAUCUAUUAGGCUACCAAAAGGAGUUUAUUAGCAUCAAAUAAAUGCAUAACUAAAUGAAACCUCGAAGCAAGAAGAGGAUAAGCAAAGAUAAUGAACAGUCCCUAAGGUGUUAGUAAGAACAAGACUUCACUAUUAGGAAAAUUCUAAAACUUUAUAACUGAAAACAAUAAUGACACAUUGGAUAAUCUCUUGCUACUCAUUACCAACUAAUACAAAAUUCUUCAAUUCGCAAUGAUCUGUGGAAAAGAAAAUGUCCCAACUUUAAAACACAGAACUUGCUGUAAUUUGCAACUCUUUUACACAAUAUGAAAAAAGUUGUGGCUUUCUGCUCCAUGACCAUACUUACAGUAGACAAUGUUGGUUUAGGCAAGACUAAGAUGGGGUUUGGUGUUACACCAGGAUCAUACAUCUCUAUACAUGGCUCGGUGUUACACUAUCCAGGAAAAUAUAUUCUGCUAAGUAACAUUGUGCAACAAAUAGACCAUAAUACCAUGAUUUGACAAGACAUUUUGAAGCCCAGUCAUAGACAGUCAUUUGACAACUCCCCAUGUCUACGCUUAUAAAGAAAAUCACAUGGAAACUCCACUAUUGCCUUUAAUCUUAUAAUGUUGGAUCAUUGUUCAUUGAGCUCCACUGCAAUGGUUAGGCCUAAACACAGAAUGUUGACAGUGAUGGUCUAGACUACAAAUCUGGUUUAUAAGUUCCUCCAUGGUGAUAGUAUACAGUACACCAUCACCUGUCUCAGUCCACAGUUCAACACUUGGUUAAAAGGAAUCCAACUUUGACAUACCAGAGAACUCUUUACUAGCUACUAAUGGAUCAACACUUUGGUAGAUGGCAGCCUCACUCAAAUGUCCCUGCUAUUUGUUUGAUACUCCAGAUCUAGAGAUAUGGCUUCCAUCUUCUGCCCUCCUCUUAAGACUGGUACUCAAAUGUGGGCUACGAUGCUUUCCAAUCUAAACUAAUAGACCGUAACCUGGGUCCAUGUGUGGCGUCGUCCUGGUGGAUGGUUGGGCCCCACAGGGCCCAGGGAUCUCUCCCUCAGGCCGUGCCCAGCCUUCCCCUAACCUCAAUGGGGUAGCCUACUCCGGUCAGCAGCCUCCAGCUCCACGCUCGACAAGAAUCUCCUGGCUAGCCGGCGGCUGUCGUAGCUCAGCUCCGUGGUGUAGAUGGUGCGAGCGUGCUUGGGGUAGACGAUGGUGGUGCUCUGGAAAUGCUGGGCCCGCUGGCGAGGCUGGAGGUCGAGCUGGGUCUUGUAGUGUCUCCAGGUGCUGUGAGGGACAGCCAGGACCGUCUGGCUGCAGUUCUCCAGACCCAGGCCUCUGGGCUGCAUGGCCACGUCGUGGAUAAAGUGACGCUCUGAAUCAUAGUGGACAGAUGAUGUGUAUCUAGGAAUGACAACGUUUGGGCAAGUGUCAUUUCACUGCAUGUUCAGCUAGAUAUCGUUUUAGAACUGGAAUGUGGCAAGGUUUCAAGCACUGCAAACCUACAAGAAAUAGACCCUUGGCUACAGGAGGCCUACACACAGGCUGACAGAAGUAAAAAAUAAAUAAAUAAAUUCAACAUUU